Amborella trichopoda is the source of this 498-nucleotide messenger RNA. NCBI's taxonomy places the organism in Eukaryota, Viridiplantae, Streptophyta, Magnoliopsida, Amborellales, Amborellaceae. The record is from RefSeq and is a predicted model, not a curated record.
AUGUCACUUGAUCUUGUUUCUAGUGCCCGAUUGAAUGAUGUGAAGGUUGUUGAUACUCCCAUGGAACUCAAUGUUAAACUUUCUGCACAUGUUGGCGAUCAUCUUCUUGAGCCUACAAUGUAUCGCAAACUCAUAGGCUCCCUCAUCUAUCUCACUAUGACUCGUCCAAAUAUUGCAUAUGUUGUCCAUGUUGUGAGCCAGUUUAUUUCAGAUCCUCAACGACCACAUCUAUCAGCAGUUUAUCAAAUUUUGCACUAUGUUCGAGGUACUUCCAGUCAUGAAUUAUUCUUUGACUCUACAUCCUCUUUAGAUCUCAGUGCAUAUGCCGAUGCAGAUUGGACAGAUAACCAAAAUGCAAUUAAAAUUGUAUCUAAUCCGGUUUUUCAUGAGAGGACAAAGCAUAUUAAUGUAGAUUGUCAUUAUGUUCGUGAUCGCUAUCUCGAUGAUACAUUAUCUCUCCCUUAUGUUUCUUCUACUGAGCUAAAGGGGAUUAUGUAG